CAUUCUCCGCUCAUUCCAUCCCCCGCUGCACGACACACAGCUGUAGCUGCUAGCACUGUGUUUUGUAUCUCGCUAGUGGAACGAAAAUGUCAGAAUUACGAAAGCAAUUUUCGCGAUCGCGUAAUGUCGGUGACAAGUGACGCACCGGCGCUUCUCGCGACACGCUAUCUUUACAGAACGAUGUCAAGCGGAUAAAUUAUGCCACGAAAGGAGAACACCAAAGCAAAAACAUGGGAGCGAGAUCGAAGAAAACGUAUGAACGCGUACUUCAAGACAUUGGCGGAUCUUCUGCCGCCGCAUCAGGAAGGUCGCAAACGCAACAAGGUCGACAUUCUGAUCCAUGCUUCAAAGUACAUAAAAGACCUCCAUAGUCGUACUGACGAAUUAUUCUCCACUCACGCUUCCGAGGCACACAAAGAAGAAUUGGCACGUUUGAAGAAACUGGUAAUACAGCUGACGUCUCGCACUCAGUUACUAUCCACUCUUCUCAAAGAAGCAGGAAUUUCUGUACCAGCUGAACCAGCUCUUGAAAAAAUAUCUCCCUUAAAAUGGUCGAACAAAAUUAAUGUCGACGACGUAGACAAGUAUUUUGAUAAGAUCGAAGAAAAGAAAACUUCAGAGAAGAAAAAGAAGGAGAAAUCCAUGGAGAAUAAAGUGCCUUCUAAGAGAAAAUCUGCAACAUCGUCGGCUCCGAAAAAGUUGUCCGAGGAAGCUGCCGUCGCUAAGAAAGUUUGUAAUUUGAUAGAAAAUCAAGAAAAUCGAGUAAACUGUGCCAAUAGCAAAAACUAUAAUUCCGAUAGUACAAGUAGUCUACCUGAAACUGGAUCGAAAGAAGCGGAGCAUUGUCAAAAUGAUUCUGCUAAUGAAGCGACUGCGACAGGAACAACCACUAAGAAAAAGAAAAUCGAGGACAAAAAAGUCGAAUCUCAAAAGUCAUUGAAGAAAAAACGCAAACGCAAGGAUGAAAAAAAUUCGACAUUGCCAUCUGUGGCCAAUACCGUCACCAAUUUAACUCCUAAUGCUCUUAUUUUAUCUGGUGGAAAAUUGAUGCCCCUCGUAACUCCGAUGACAUCAAACAUCAUCGUGAAUACGCAGCAGGCAUCGACGAAUCCGAUAAUCCUCGGUAACACUCAACAGAAUCAGAUGAUUGUAAUGCAACCCUUGGCAAAUCGUGUCCAGAAUUCCGUCGUUUCAAUAUGCAAUCACGCUCUAAUUAACACUGUGCAGAAAGUCACUCUGAACACCGUACCGAAUAUUCGUGCGAAUAUGGUCGUCGAUUCUCACAAUUGGGCGUCAAAUGUAAAGAAUAUAAUCAACGCCACGAAGAUCGGCGGACACAAGGGUAUCUUGCCGAAAGGUAAGGAAAUUACAACAACAACUAUGGCUUACAAAGUGCCUAUUCCAGCGAUACACAAGGAGAAAAUGGAGAAGCCUAAGGAUAGUGCAAACAAGAAAGAAUUAGAAGUGAAAUCAAAGGGUAACAAAAAUAACUCCAAGAGUCAUAAAAGCGUCCAGAGUAUGCCAGAAACACCCGAGGAGUUAAAUAUUGAGAAGAAAUCAUCGAAAGAACUUGCCAAAACUCAAGAGGAUGCAACUCCGCGAAAAGGCACACCUAAACGUGGUUUAUCUGAAUGUGAUUCCGCGGAUGAACCUGAUGACAAGAAGCGUAAAGACACAAAUGGCGAAGCGAAAUCUGCCCAAUCAGUUGUUUCAAAAGCAACAGAUUUCACCGCCACUUGCAAAUCUAUCGUAGGUUUGAAGCACGUUAUAGAAAAAAUAGGGGAGGACAUCCCAGAAGAGCAUACCACUGUCAGUAAUGAGAAGGAAUCUGCCGCUGCGAAAUCAAGUACAGUUAUUCAAGUAAACGAGAGUCAAGAAAAAACGUCUACGACAAACAAAUUGAUAGACAUAAGCACAAAUUGUUUUGAUAUGAAUAAGAAAACAACCGAAGAUGUUGUCGUAUCACAGAUUGUUUCUUCGGACAAAUUUUCCAAUGAGUCGCCUGAGACAGAUACAUCUAUAGAUCGACCAUCCAAUGUUUUCAACAUGUCGAGAGAAAGCAUAACGGAAAAAAAUGGUGAAAAUGUAGAUCAUUUGAGUGCGAAAUCGACCUUGACAGAUGUAGUGGCGGAGAAAGCUGUCGGUUCGGAUGGACCGAAGAAAACGUGCAAUCUGGGCACGCAUUUUGAUAGUCUUCUAUGUGUAGCGACGGCCAAGGAGCAACAGCGAAUUAAUGACGCUAUGACCGGCGCGGAAAGCAACAAAAUCAUUCUAAAUUUGGACACAAACACUACAACAACGAUGAAAUCCGACGCAAACAUUGUCGAUGUUACGACAUCAGUGUCGACAUCGUCGUCAUCGUUAUCGGUGUCAUCACCAUUAACAGCCAACACAGUCAACAACGAGGCCAAAUUGACAAAGACUUCGAAGGACGAAAUAUCGAAAUCAUUGCCAUACACCACCGACAAUACAUUCGUACCGAUCAGCAAUAGAACGGACGGGCUACACUCAGACUUGUCUAAUGACAUAUUUGCAUCUCUGCAUGUUCCCUCCAAUUCGCAUAAUCCGGAAUCGAUAUCACCCACAGCAGCAUUCCUGAUGGCUUUCCCACUAGUGUCGUCCUUGAACGGCAAGACCGAGGUCUUGGAAGAGGAGAUGAAAGAUGACUUUAAAUAUCAUAGUCAGACUCCACCAAUGCUAUUGCAGAUUGGCACCAUGGAGCCGAAUAGCUUCAAGAUUAAGACUUCCUCGCCAUCGCAUGCGAUUGCGGAGAAGCGACUGAAAACGUCCUGCGAAGAGAAAAUUGCAUCUGCGAAUGUAAAUGCAAACACCGAUGUAAUCGUUCCUGUGGAAUGUGCGACGACAAAGUCUUUGCCGAAGGUUGUGAAUGAAGAAACGUUGCGGGAACCAUACAAGAUAGUUCAGACCGUCCUGACACCGAACUUAGAGAAAUCUGUGAUGACCACCAAUGCGUUUCCUUCUCAUACCUCAGUCAAUUUCUCUACUGUGGACUCCUCGUGUAUCGUAGGUAAUUCUCCAAGUUUGACGGCGCAUCAAGGUCGUCCGAGUCAAUUGAGAACAACGAGCACGUUGAAUAAUAUCAAUGUAAUUACGUCUCAAGCGUCAGUAAACAUCCAAGCUUCAGUAAACACUCCAUCUACUAAUAAUAAAAGCGAUAUCACGGAUUGUACAUCGACGCAAGUAGCGACGAGCCGCACUCCCGACAUAGCGUAUUCCGGAGCUCAGGACUUCUUGCCUAGUUACUCAACAAUAGUGGGCAAUGGUCUUGGCACAAUGCAACAUACGUCUAAUUCGUCUAUGUUCAAAAAUGCUAUCGCGACGACGCAAGAAUCGAAUCCCACAGAAGGUCCGCGCGUCGACAACAAUGGUUCUCAAAAUCUAUUGAGCACUCGUCUUGAAAACACAACUGUGACCACAAACUCUUCAACCGCAGCUUUACGAUCCUUGCAAACAGACUAUUCGACUCAAACAAAAGAUAAGGGCUCGCAGAGUUCAUCACACAUAAUUUAUCCAUCGCACAACAAAGACACACUAAUCGAUUCUACUGGUAUCGUUUCUGAUCACCGUGUCGAUUAUUCUAAUCAGAUGGAUCGAAGUCUUCCAGUGACGUCCCAGAGCAUGCAGAAUUAUUCUUUGUCAACCAAAGAUUCCUCCCUUCCGAUUCUGUCUUCUCAAGACAUGCAACAUAUGUAUAGUCAGACCAAGGACAGUCAUGUUCUCUUAGAUUUGAAUGGUUCUCAGCAGACAUUUAAUGUUCAGAAAAAACAAGAACAUAUUAUCGCGAGCUCUCACAAUGAUUACAUUGGGAAUCAAACGAAAGUAUUGCAGAAGGACUCCAUAUCAUAUACAAGUGGAGAUAACGAGACCACAAAUACUCCGUCGCGAAAUCAAGAAUAUGUCACAAAGACUACGAGUCAGAAUUCUUCGGAGAAUACUUUCCAACGAAACUAUUCCAAACUAAAUAAAAACACGGACACAUUGAACAGUUCGAAUCAGGUGAAUCAAGAGACGAAACUGAAUAAUGUACUCGGCUCUAAAACUCAAGAACAACAACACAAUCACAUGCGUGAUUCGGUCUAUGUUCCAGCAAAGAAGCUGGAACAUAGACCGGAUGUAGAUCCGUUCGUUCAAUCAUAUCAGUACGACGUUAAGGAAGCGAUGAGUAAUCCUAGCGAGCGAACGAACGUUCUGAAUACAAAUACCGACGGCACACACAGUAAUUACGUUUCAUAUCCUAGUAAAAAUGACAAGAAGACGAAUGUCGCUGUUUCAACUAUUGCCAUGGCCAACAAUAACAAUAAGCCAGCAGCAGUGCAACAAGGUGCUAUUGCACGAUACUCGCAACAGACCUCAUCGUUUAUCACUACAUCCAACUACGAACAGAGUACGAUGACAGAGAAUCACACCAAGUCCACAACCACUGUCGCUCAUAAUUCAUCCAAUUUUAGUAUCCUCUCGUGGACGACAUUCUCACCGGUCAGUGGUGGUAACAAUAACAAUUUGGUACACUACGAUCAAGGACAGCCACAUUCGAAUGAUAAUAAUGAAGCAAAGACUAUCUGUGAAAAUUACAGCUAUGUACCAUUGCACAAGGACAAUUCGAGUUUUUCUAAUCAAGUGUUGAUUGGCGAUAAUUAUCCGAAUAAUUCAACCAUGUCAACUGGAAUCGAUAAAUCGCGACAAGGAAAGAUCGAGUCGCAGAAACAAUCUUUCAUCGAUCCUUCGAAAACUAGAAAUGAUUCGUUGAAACAGAAUCGAAUGCAAAAUCCACAGACUGGCAAUGAUUACAAGUUUCCUGAUGGUGGUAAGAGCAAGAACAAGUAUAAUAUGGAUUCGGAUUACAUGCAGAACGAAUUCAGUUCUGCCAUGGAACAACAGCAGCAUUCCCAGCAACACGGACAAAAGAAUCAUCAAAAUCUAUCAUCCAAGCAGGAAAAGACGAUGUACACAUACGAACCACAGAUUAACUUCGACCUGGCGGAAAGUAACGUGCAGAUGAAAUAUCCAAUCGAGGCUUACACUGGCGUGAAUUUCAAAUACGCGGAGAAAACGACGCAACAGCCAAGUCAGCACAAAUAUCAGGUUCUCACUCAAGGACAGAUUUCUCUGCAUGACAGCGGUAAUUACAGUAGCGAUGUGAAACACAGCCAGCAGCAACAGCAACCACAACAAUCUCAUGGUAGCAAUAACAACGGUAACAAUAAUAAGUCUAAGAGUAAUCAACAUCAGCAACAUGCAAUCAAGGCGCCGGUUAAUUGGAUGAUGACACCGGAAGUCAAGCACAACGCUAAUAUUACCGAUAUUAUUCUACCACCGAUUGGCAAAGAACUGGAGUUCUGCCCAAACAAUCUGUUUACGCAAACACCCACAUACAAUCAGGGCACUCCGAAUCAAUUCUACAACAAUUAUGAUGUUUCUGCUGCUCACAGCUUCCCAAAUCUACCGGUUCUGCAAAGCGAUCCGAAGAGGCCCGCGGAAACCUUUUAUUCCGAGGAACAACCGUUUCCGUGGUCUCCGACAAAAAACAGCGUUCACAAUAGCGUCGAGCAUGCGAUCGGCCAGUCAUCGGUCAAGUGUAUUGAUCAACAUAUUGUACCAUCGAGUUUGCAAAGUCUAGUAGGUGAUCUCGAUCUUAGCGCUAAUCUGGAGAAACAGAAUUUCUUGUUCAGCGCUGCAACGUCAUCGUCAAGAAUCUCUGCAGAGCAGAGCAAGGAUCCAUCCAUAAAGGAGAAAGAAGCGAACGUAUCGGGACGAGAUCUACAUGCAAUAUUAAACACUCAGAAUGCACAGCAUCCAGCUUCCACCUUCCUAUCUGUGAGUCAAUUAGUAGAACAUGAAAAAGCAGAGAAGAGCCAUCAACAACAGAAUCAUCAGCAGCAUCAGCAUCAUCAACACCAUCAUCCGCAUCAGCAUCAGCAUUCACAACAACAUCAGCAACAGCAACAACAGCAGGCUAGGAAACACCAGAGGAAGAGCAACGCAAGUCCCAGAACAAUUAGCAAGCGACAAAUGGACAUUCGCAAGUCUACGACGACCAAUGAUAACAACAAUUUGCAUCAGCGACACGAGGAACAAAAAUCAUCUGGGCACGUGUUCACGGAACAGGGAUACCAGCAAUCGCAGCAGCAACAACCACAGCAAAAAUAUCAACAGAAUAACGUCCAUUGGAGAAGCAGAAAUUGCAAAAGCAACUACACAGCGGAGGCAUUGAUUGGCACCAGUAUUCAUGAUACUAGCAGUCAUCAAGAUAAGCACGCAUCAAUCAAGUUCACAACCAAUUAUCCUCAAAAUAAAUUCCAAAGUGGUUUGUCCGCGGAUGCUACGGUGAUGCCUAUAAAUUACUUUUCUAGCGCGCCACCACCGGAUGACGGCACUGCGGCCGGUUACGGUCAAUCGGUGGUCAAUCAGAACUUCAACACAUACACGUACUCGUCCAAUUCUGCCAACUCUAUCUAUCCUACCAGCAAUUUCAUCACUAGCAUCUCCAACACGCCCAAUAGCUACAUGACCAUGCCGUUGCAUGAGAAUGCUGCCGAUUAUGUACAAGAAGCCAACAAUUUUUUGUUGCCAAACGUGGCCGGAACGAGCAGCUCGUCGAGUGCUAGUACUGCUAACACGUCCAGCGUGAACACGACUUCCACUACGACUGGCAAUGCCAACGGGAACGGGAAGAAUCAUCAACAUUAUGGAAAGCAUCCCAACUGCGACAAACGUUCGUAUUCCACUGCCGCGAAGAAGGGCAAACGAAAAGCUCUCGAGAGCGGUCCUAUGCAAAACCUGGAGUUUCCGUUGUCUGGCAUCAACUCUCCGCUGGAAGACUAUCAUCACUCAACAUUUUUGGCACCGCCACCACCUCCACCUCCACCACCACCGCCGCCACCACAUGCCAAUCCUCUUUAUCAGAAUCAUCCGCAAACGAACGUCUAUGCCAAGACUGUGAAUGGUCUUCCACCGCCCCCACCGUCGGCCAUGGCAAGUGCUCAGGGUGUCGCAACCGUGGGAGCGGCCAGUUUCUCUAUGAACUCUAAUAUGGUCCGUGGAGGAAUCGUCUCGAGCAAUCCGAUGGCCAUGCCGCAUCAUCCAUCGGGAACCAGUCUCACCAAUUUCAAUCUAAGCACGAUAUUUCCUGAAAUAAAUGACAAGGUCACCGGAUACAAAUCCUCGAACGGUAUACCACCCGGCCUGUCGCAGACGUCCAAUCAGUCUGCGACUUAUGCGCAACGAAGUAAUUAUCCGUCGAACUCUCUGUGCCACUUGCCGCAGGUUUCGGAAGGCACGCAAUUCAUUAAUAGCGUACCACCGCUUCCUGUACCUCCUGUUCCUCCUCCUGCUACCCCAUCUCUUUCACACGGAGUAAUCCAUUAUAAAAAUCUAUGA
Messenger RNA from Atta colombica, 7398 nucleotides. RefSeq lists its product as uncharacterized. Lineage: Eukaryota; Metazoa; Arthropoda; Insecta; Hymenoptera; Formicidae. Gene Ontology annotation, biological process: actin filament organization; actin cytoskeleton organization. The record is from RefSeq and is a predicted model, not a curated record. Gene Ontology annotation, cellular component: focal adhesion; stress fiber. Gene Ontology annotation, molecular function: actin filament binding; protein dimerization activity. The coding region runs from base 199 to 7398 and encodes 2399 amino acids. The transcript has 8 exons.